Molecule: messenger RNA, 3255 nt
Organism: Harmonia axyridis
Lineage: Eukaryota; Metazoa; Arthropoda; Insecta; Coleoptera; Coccinellidae
Exons: 2
Coding region: 1-3255 (1084 amino acids)
Source: RefSeq, a predicted model, not a curated record
AUGGAAAACAUCGUCGCAGAUCAGAUCAAAACGGCAGAAGCCAUCAAAAGAAUGCAUACCAACAUGAAGAAGGACUCCCCCUCAAGGAAAAAUGCAGAAUACUGCCAGAACAAAAUGUGCCAACUGAAGGAAGAAUGGAAUGCAUUCAAUGAAGCGCACAAAUAUUUAAUAGAACACAUACCAGAAACUGAUGAAUAUUUCACGAAAGACAUAUACGGGCAAGCAGAAAAGAUAUACAAUCAAGCAUUGUCCCACAUUAUAAAAAUACAGGAAAAACUUCGAGACGACCAAGGAAUUACAGAAGAAAAAGAAACGAUGAACCAGCGACCUAUGGAUACGUUACGAAACAAACUGGAACUUCAAAUUGCGGAAUUUCAUAAGCAACUAGCCAAGAUUUGGACCCAGUACGAAGCCAAUCAAAAACCCUACCGCUUUCAGAGAGAAGCAGUCCAGGCUCAAUGGAAAAUCAUCUCGGAGUCCUUUCAAGAAAUCCAAUUAAAUAAUAUCGACAUGAGCCAAGAUCCUUUGUUUCAAGAAACUUAUUCAACUGUACAUGACGAAUACGAAGAAAUUAUGAAGAAAUUCGAAGACGAUGAACAACCAGACAGAACUUCAUUACAAGGACGUCCCAAUCUUCCAACAUUGCCUACAGUAUCAAUACCAAUAUUUUAUGGGAACUACGAAGCAUGGCCAGCAUUCAGAGACAUAUUUCUGCAACUCAUACACUACAAUAAAUCAAUUGGGGAUGCUGAGAAAAUCCAACAUCUAAAAUCCAACGUUCAAGGUGAAGCCGGUAAAUUAAUUCAACAUCUUUCGAACACUGCGGCGAACUAUGCAGGAGCAUGGUCAAUAAUUCAGGAGCGAUAUGAAAACGAAAGAAUUCUAUAUCGCAAAUGCAUGGAUGCCAUAUUAUCCCAGCCCAUCCUCCAGCAGGAAUCAGUACAAGGACUAAAGUUACUUCACGACGUGACAAAGGAAAAUCUGAACGCAAUCGAAAACAUGGGAAUCAACGUUCAAGAAUGGGGUCCGAUGAUAACGCAUCUCCUAGAAUCCAAAAUGGACCCUGAAUCCUGCCGUGUGUAUGAGACCACCUUAAAGGAACCAAAGAAAAUACAGAAGCUAGAAAAUGUACUGUCUUUCAUAGAACGACGAUUCCAAGCGUUAGAAGGAGGCAAAACACCAGCAAAAAAAUGGGAACCUAUUAGAAAGCACCAUCCUUUCGAAUCAAGAAAGUCAUGGUCAGCUAACACAGCUCACCUACAAACAACCAAAUGCCCAUUAUGCCAAGCAGGUCAUGCACUGCGAGCCUGCCAGAACUACUUAGCAAUGACCGUGAAGGAAAGACUAGACUACAUAAUUCAAAGCAAAAGAUAUCACAAUUGUCUAGGACCACACCGAACAAGUUCUUGUUUAAGCAAAGUAACGUGUUUCAAAUGCAGGAAGUAUCAUCAUACAACACUUCACAUAUCUCUACUACUGGCAGCCAAAGUCAGGAACAUCAGCAACAAUGGACAAAAUAGUUCCAAUAUGCAAAUGGUACGAAACGAAACCAUAGGGACGAUCAACGGAAAUAAUGCCUAUAUCACUACAGGAAAUAGAGAAUCUCCGAAAAGGCAAUUGCAUUCAGUUGCUCUGCUUGCUACAGCAUACGUCAGAGUUAAAUCAAGAAAUGGGACACUACAAACAAUACGAUGUCUAAUUGACCCAGGAUCUGAAGCAUCGUUCAUAUCAACAAACGCGGUGCAGAUACUCAAGUUACAGAAACACAAGAACGAAGCACAAAUCAUUGGCAUAGGUCAGUCUCAAUCAGGGUCAUCGCAACACAUGGUAUUCUGCGAGCUCAGACCAAGGUUCCAGAGUUCAUUUAUGAUAAACGCAGCGUUGCAUGUACUUCCACGAAUUUCCAACUCAAUUCCGAAAGAAAAAAUUCACAACAGUCUCAUUACGGAAUGGAAUGAUAUACGAUUCGCCGAUCCACAUUUCUCAAAUCCUGGACCAAUCGACAUGCUUUUAGGAGUUGAUAUAUACAAAGAUAUCAUUUUGGAUGGAGUAAGAAGAUCAAACAAUGGGAUAACAGCGCAAAAUAGCGAAAUUGGAUGGUUACUAUACGGAAAUGUGAAGAAUAUAAGUCCAUCACUUCAGAUAACUAGUUUAACUAUCACUAUCAAUGAUGAGCAGUCACUAUCAAGAUUUUGGGAAUUGGAAGAAGCUGCAGACGAACGACGCUGUUCACCUGAGCAUGAGCUUUGUGAGAGACAUUACCAAAGCACUCAUACACGAAAUCGAGAUGGAUCAUACACAGUCAGACUUCCUUUCAAAAGUGAUGCUGAAAAUUUGGGAUUGUCCAAGAAACAAGCGGUAGCGCGCCUGCUGCAAAUCGAGAGGAAAUUCGAAACCAAUCCAAGCAUGGAACAGAACUACAAGGAAUUCAUACGCGAAUACAUAAAAUUAGGUCACAUGAAAACAGCAGAAGCUCAACCCCUCAAUGGCAUUCAAGUUUUUCUACCACAUCAGUGCGUCAUAAAGGCAGACAGCACUACUACUUCCACAAGAGUUGUUUUCGAUGGAUCGGCAAAAACAAGCACAGGAUAUAGUCUAAACGAUGUUUUACACUCAGGUCCUAAGAUACAACAGGAUCUCACUGACAUUCUCAUCAGAUGGAGAAAAUAUCGAGUCGCCCUCACUGCCGAUAUCGAAAAGAUGUACAGGCAAAUCAAAAUAGCCGAGGAAGAUCAACCAUACCACAAAAUAGUCUGGAGAUUCUCAAAGGAUGAACCAAUACAGGAAUUUCAGUUAACCACUUUAACUUAUGGCACGGCCCCAGCUGCAUAUCUGGCAAUACGCACCCUACAUCAAUUAGCUGAAGACGAAGAGAAAAAUUUUCCAAGAGUCGCUCAGAUCGCUAAAAAGGAUUUCUACGUAGACGAUUUACUCACAGGGGCGGACAGCGUCGAGGUAGCUGAGCAAUUGAAGAAAGAAAUUACUGAACUAAUGAAAAAGGGAAACUUCAAUCUUCGAAAAUGGAAAAUGAGCAAAUACCCACAAAAUGGGACGGAUGAAUUUAUUCUAGGUGACAAAUAUGAACAAAAUACUACGAAAACACUAGGCAUUGUAUGGAAUACAAAUAGCGAUAGUCUGCUCUAUAACAUCAAAUCACCUGAAAUUGAAGCGAUCACCAAAAGACGCAUGCUUUCCCAGAUUGCUGCAAUAUUCGACCCACUUGGUAUGAUAUCACCAAUAAUGCCAAACUAUUGA